UAUUCUACUAAUGCGGAUACGUCAGCUACCUUAACAGCAAUUCAAAAUUUUCAACUUUAAAUUGCAUGUAGGAAUCUUGAUUUGGGAAAAUCCAUUAUGAAAAACUGUAUUUAAGGAGACAUUCUGACUAAGCAGUAAAAGGUGUAUUGGACUCUCAUAGUUCUGACAGAUGAUGGUUCUUUUUCACAUUAUACUUUUCUUUACGGUAGUAAAGAUAGACAAAACUUCGGGAACUUACUGCACUUAUUCUCAAACACGAUAUGUGCGGACAUACAAGCACUGUGGAUUAUGGGGCUGGGGUAGAUGUACCACAUACAGACCCCACCAACAUUAUUACCAGGAUUGUUGCAGCGGCUGGACGGGUUACCAAUGUUCGACACCAAUAUGCAGCAACCCAUGUGUGAAUGGCGGAUCUUGCAUUGGUCCUGACCAUUGCAAAUGCCCGUUAGCCUUUGCAGGACGACAAUGUACUACAAAGUUAUGCUCACACGUUGCCCCAUGUUACCCUGGAACAUGUAGCUACCCACAUCAAUGCAACUGUUUUAAUGGUUUUAGUGAUUCAGAUAGGUGCCUUUCAUUUUCAAGUGCAAACAAUCCUCCCGUUAUAACCGAAUGUGAGAUCACAUUUGCAAAACUACGAAGAAUAGAUCAGAGACAACAGUUCAAUUACAGCAUGCCUUGUUCAGAUGGUAAAGGAACGGAUACAGUUUGGUGUAAUCAGCAAUUGUUUAACUAUGCAAAGUUUUCCAUGAAAUCUAAAUACCCACCGAUACCUAACCUGCCACCAGCGCCGUCGUAUAUUUCUUCUUACGGCUUUGGGAUAGUUUAUAAUGGAAUUCAUGUCCAGCAUACUAAAUUUCCUAGGCCUGACGAUAAAAACCGACGACAUGUUGCUUUCAAUAUGACCUACACUUGCAACGAAAUAUCCGACAGGUCACCAGCGACAAGUAUUGUCCCAUGUAACAAAAUUGAAGAAAAUUACACGAUUAAUUUUGAACAUGACGACCUCUUUACCGUGACAUAUUCUACUAAGAGCGGAGGCUACCGGGAGUUAUAUAACAGGGAUACAGGUAGGGAUUACUCAAGGCAGAUAUACAACGGUCAAACCACCAGCAAAACUAUUGAGUUCAAGUUUGAUUUCAUAGCACCGACUCAUUGUUCUGAGCCUCAUUCCCGAAUUAAAUGUAAUAACGGAGAAAAACCGAUCGAUGUUGGAGAUGACAUAACAGAGAAUCCGAUUCAACUUCGUUGGGGUGGCUGGUCGGACACAUUGUCCGGAAUUGCUUACUACUACCUUGAGAUCUUCAAGCUGGAACCAAAUAUCAAUGGCUACCUUACAGAAUUUGAGCCAUUAAAACCUAUAUAUUCAUUUAAGACGAAUAAAACAUCCUCUAUAAAUAUUCCGACAUAUUACCCUCCACAAACUGGAAUGUAUUCAAUUCUACUGCAAGCAUCGGACAAGGCGAAUAAUUCAAAGAUUGCUCGGCGGUUGGUUCUAUAUGACAAUGAUUCAAUGAUAACACUGACAAAACCCGGCUUUAUUUCGGAUAAGCCUAUGAAUGUGUCAGAAAUGUCAUUAGGUGAUGGUGGUAUGCACAUUACAAGUGCAAUACCGGAAACUGGUUACAUGUGGCAGACCUCUAAAAAUGGAACGAAAACCCGCAUCGUAUUGAACUGGGAAAAUCACUUCGUCAACAAGAUAUAUGAGGAUGAAAAGUUGUUAAAUAAGGUUUUGAAUUACCCCACACAAUUUGCAGAUCUGCAAGAUGAUGGUAUUCUUAGAAGUAAAAAGUACGUUAACUUUAUGGAUAAUGAAGGAGCAAGAACUCUCAAUGCUAUUCCAAACAGACAUGGUAUUGUCAAAUUUGAAAUCAAUCGAGUCCUCGGAGACGAUAGGGAGGUCCCAAAGACAGGAUGGAUACCUCAUGACUUGACAGAAAAGUAUGAAUUAACAGAAACACUAGACGAUGGAAGUCAUAUUCGAUUUUGGGUACGAGCUACUGACAUAAUGAAUCAUACUUUAGCAGAUUACACAGAAGUGCACAUUGACAACACACCACCUAGGGUAGCUUACGAAAACCUAAAAGAAAAUAUUGCAAAUAGAACAUACACGCACACAUCAAGGAUAACUUUUAAGGCGUCAGAUGGCGACAGUGGUGUACAUCGCAUAGACUACGCGUUAUUUGUCGAAAACCGUACAGAUGAACAAGGAAGCGGAAAAAUUUCAGCAAAUUAUAGAAAAAAUGCAUCUGUAGCUUGCAACUCUGACCCCUAUUGUCACUGUGUAAUGGAAACCUGUUUUCUGGUACCUCAGACGCUGGAUAUUGAUAAUUGCUGGUUUCUCGUGCCAAAGGAAGAUUUGAAUAAAUCUGCAAGAAUCGACGUCAAAGUCUAUAACCAGGCCCUCCUUUAUCAGGAAUUCUCAGUAAAUAUAAACCGAUUGACAGAUUUAAAUGGUUUGGAGGAAUAUUCUGGUCCGACAAAUAUUCGUGUGGAAAAGAAUCUUGCUUCAGGCGUACGGCUUGUUUGGGAUUCGCCUAAAACUGCAUCUUGCUACGGAAGAGCUGAUAUUGAUGUCAUCUUGAUGAAUUCGGAUGGAAGCGUUAGAGUUGUAAAUGUUUAUAACGAAGGAACCUCAAUUGAUCUGGUUGGACUUGAACCGGAUAAAGAGUACAGUAUUUCAUUGAAACUCGGAUAUAAGGGCACAGAAUUGGCUGCGCUACUUUAUACAUUUAAAAACGCUCCAAAGGAAAACUAUAUCUCAGGUGUUGUCAUUGCAGGAAUUAUUGCCAGUGUGUUGGUGAUAAUCGGUAUACUCAUCGCAAUAUUUGUAAUACUGUUAAAGAGAGGUCAUAUGAAGCCUGUUCAAAGAGGAUUGGCAGCGAUGUCCGUAAAAUAUCGCAAAUCUAUGGCUGUAGUAAGGGCGAUGGCAACACAUAAUGACUAUGUAACAGGGAACAGUAAUGCAGACUCAUUGUAUAUGUAUGGGGAGAUGGAUUUCAAAGACAUUCAAAACUGGCAAAUGGGACGAGAUGACGUCAUCUUCGAGAGUUUACUGACAUCUGGCAAUUUUGCCGAUAUUUAUCUUGUCAAAUUAAGAUCAUCAAACAGGACAGUGGUGGCGAAAACUCUAAAACAGAAUCACUCCGAACAAGAUAGAUUUCUAAUGAAGGCAAAGAUCAACUUUAAUUCCAUUGAGGUUGGACAGAAUGAAAAUGUUCUUCGCUUUAUUGGUGCAGUCGUCUCUGAAACCGAGAUUGGGCCAUUUAUAAUCUACGAAUAUUGUGCGAAUGGACAAAUGCAUGACUACCUGGAGACUAUGAAGAAUAAUCUUCCUGUUGAGACACUAGAGCAGCAACUCAGAUUUGGACUUGGGGUGGCAAGUGGGAUGGAUUAUCUUGCACAAAGGAAAAUCGUACACCGCCGCUUAAGUGCCCGUAACGUUCUGCUUGAUUCUGAUCUUACAACAAAGAUUACUGGAUUCGGUCCUCAACCCGACGAAAAUAAGGGUGACGAUGGAAACGCAAAGAAAAUGGUGAGAGUUUCUUUGAAGUGGAUGGCACCUGAGUGUCUAAAGUCUACAGCUGGUGCCACAGAAAAAAGUGACGUAUGGUCAUUUGGUGUUGUGCUAUGGGAAAUAUUCUCUUUCGGUGAAAGUCCAUAUGGCACUAUAAGAGGUCGGGAACUCCAAGCAAAGCUAAAAGAUGGCUAUAGAUUACCAAAGCCAGAACAAUGUGAUGACAAAUGGUAUUGUGUUAUGAAGCAGGCUUGGUCGGAAGAUCCGAAGAAUAGACCUAGCUUCGAAGAGAUAAGGAGUACACUAGAUAUUCGUGACAGCACCCACUGACAAUUGCUAUUACAGUAACUACAGAAAGUAGAUACAACCGGUCUAUGCUAUAUGCUUAACGUAGUGAUUUACAACAAUAGAGUAAAAGAAUGAAAGAAAAACUUAUUUUCUUCGGCUGUUUCUUUUAUAAACUUUUACUGUUUUGUGAAAUAAGCAUGACUAGGAUUCUUUUAGUAUGUUUUUCUUUAGCGGAAUCAUUUGAUUUGAAUGAUAUUGAAAGUAACAAUGUUUCAGAAUUGUAAUAAAUCAUGCUGAACAUAUUUUAUACAA
Messenger RNA from Mercenaria mercenaria, 4117 nucleotides. RefSeq lists its product as uncharacterized. Gene Ontology annotation, cellular component: signaling receptor complex. Gene Ontology annotation, biological process: positive regulation of kinase activity; multicellular organism development; protein phosphorylation. The transcript has 25 exons. Gene Ontology annotation, molecular function: transmembrane receptor protein tyrosine kinase activity; protein binding; ATP binding. The record is from RefSeq and is a predicted model, not a curated record. The coding region runs from base 170 to 3847 and encodes 1225 amino acids. Lineage: Eukaryota; Metazoa; Mollusca; Bivalvia; Venerida; Veneridae.